AUGCAACCUGAUAUAACCGUUACGUUAGUAUCCUCCACUAGCACAUCGUUACGGAUAUCAUGGAGCAUUUCACAUCAAGCUAGCGUAGUAAUAACGCAGUACAGUACUGGUGCGGGAUCAUGGAUUGAUGAUCAGACGUUUACUAACAAUGCCCGAACAGCAAUUAUAUCAGGUCUAAAUGAGCAAACUAGAUACAAUGUACGAAUUAAGGUUACAGUUGGUAAUACAGACUACUUCAGUGAUGUAUAUACGUAUUGGACAUGCGACGACGGUGAAAGCGGUUCUCCGUCAUGUGGACCGUACACUACAAUAGAACAAACGUUCGCACCUUUCCCUACAGGUGAUACCAUUGGCGUUGGAAUAAUUCUAAUUGAAGCUUCGAAUGAUUCGAUUACAAUACAUUGGAACGUUAACUUUGAACUGUCCUACGUGGUUGUACAAAUUAGGCGUAAGUUACCCGUGGUGAAACGAGAGAUACCAGCUGAUGGCAGUUGGUUCAACGCCACCGUCGUUGAUGGAUCCGUAAAUCAGGCCACAGUCCUUAACCUGGAUAGUGAAACUCGCUACGAAUUUAUGUUAUUGUUCGUUAUGGGAGUGGAAUACAUAUACAGUGAUCCAGUAGAGUACAAGACAUGCGCAGUAGGUGACACGGAUCCUGACUGUGGAAAAAUUGUGACAUCCACUAUUGCAGCUCCUCCUGGAACAGAGGCCCCUAAAGGAGUGGAUACCACCACACUUAUAAUUGCCAUCAUUGCCGGAUCCCUGGCAGUCUUGUUAACUGUGGCGACCAUUAUGUACAUGUGCUGGCGUGCAAGAAUGCACAAACACGAGUCAUGGCAGACACCUGAAUACUACGAUGACGAGAACCGCGGCUACGAUUAUGAUAAUACGUGUGAUGACGAAUCGGAAGAAACCGCCCGAGUACGUGCCGAUUCCACAAGCUCUGAGAGCGAUCUUAAGAAAGAAUUCAAAGACAGGUAA
Saccoglossus kowalevskii is the source of this 981-nucleotide messenger RNA. RefSeq lists its product as uncharacterized. Lineage: Eukaryota; Metazoa; Hemichordata; Enteropneusta; Harrimaniidae. The record is from RefSeq and is a predicted model, not a curated record.